AUGGUCGCUCUCGGUAACGGUCACCCGCACGGAGGCGGUCACGGACCAGGAGGACCGGGAGGACACGGUAGCUUUGGUCCCAGAGGUAGCCAAGGCGGCUUUGGACCAGGUGGCCAAGGCGGAUUUGGACCAGGACAUCAGGGUGGUUUUGGUCCAGGAAAUCAUGGAGGUUUUGGUCCAGGAAAUCAGGGAGGACCUGGUAACCAGGGAGGAUUUGGACCCGGUGGCCACGGCGGACAAGGAGGAUUUGGUGGUCAAAAUAGUUUUGGAUCUAGAGGCGGUCCAGGUGGUCACGGUGGUCACGGUGGUCACGGUGGUCACGGCGGUCACGGUGGUCACGGCGGUCACCGUGGCGGGCAUUAA
Parnassius apollo (apollo) is the source of this 363-nucleotide messenger RNA. The record is from the annotation of a GenBank genome assembly. Lineage: Eukaryota; Metazoa; Arthropoda; Insecta; Lepidoptera; Papilionidae.